Molecule: messenger RNA, 1764 nt
Organism: Penicillium oxalicum
Lineage: Eukaryota; Fungi; Ascomycota; Eurotiomycetes; Eurotiales; Aspergillaceae
Product: nucleobase:cation symporter-2 family protein
Exons: 5
Coding region: 1-1764 (587 amino acids)
Biological process (GO): transmembrane transport; xanthine transport
Cellular component (GO): fungal-type vacuole; membrane
Molecular function (GO): xanthine transmembrane transporter activity
Source: RefSeq, a predicted model, not a curated record
AUGGAUGGUCCAGAUCAAAUUGGACCCGAUCACAGGCCAGGCCGGACCGUUGGCGACAAGUUUCGUCGAGUGGUCAAGACUUUCACCACGAGAGAUGGCCUCCUUGGAAGCUACGACUACGCCUACCUUUUCAUUCCCCGACUGCCGUUUACGAAACGAGCCCGCAAGUCUGCGCCAUUCUUCGGACUAGAGGACCGUGUACCUGUCGUGUUGGCGUUGAUUCUCGGACUGCAACAUGCUUUGUCGAUGUUGGCUGGAGUGAUCUCUCCGCCGAUUAUUCUCGGUGGCUCGGGAGGGGUCAAUUUUGGCGACGAGCUCCAUCAAUAUCUGGUGUCGACCUCGCUGAUCGCCUCGGGUCUGUUGAGUGCGAUGCAAAUGGCACGGUUCCGCAUCAUUGGCACCAAGUACUUUGUGGGGACCGGCUUGCUCUCAGUGGUUGGAACCUCCUUUGCGACCAUCACUGUGGCUACCGGCACCUUUUCUCAAAUGUACAAGUCAGGUUACUGUCCUACCGACGCGGACGGCAAUCGACUGCCCUGUCCCCAAGGCUACGGUGCUCUGCUUGGGACGUCCUGCCUCUGCGCUCUCCUCGAGAUCGGUCUUUCUUUCACCAGUAGUCGCAUCCUCUCUCGCAUUUUUCCGGCUCUGGUCACAGGUCCCACGGUUCUCCUCAUCGGCGCCUCGCUCAUUCAAUCCGGGAUGCAAGACUGGGCGGGUGGCACUGGCUGUGUGCCCGCAUCGUCGACAGCACCCAGACCACUGUGCCCAAGCGCGAGUGCGCCACACGCUCUGCCCUGGGGAAGCCCCGAGUUUAUCGGGCUCGGCUUUCUCGUCUUUGUCACAAUCAUCCUCUGCGAGCGGUUCGGUCCUCCCAUUCUGAAGAGCUGCGCCGUCGUCGUAGGAUUGGUCGUUGGAUCGAUCGUCGCCGCAGCCUGCAACUACUUUGAAAGUUCCGGAAUCACCGCCGCACCGGUCGCCUCGUUCCCCUGGGUUCGCACCUUCCCUCUCUCCAUCUACCCACCUCUGAUCCUUCCCUUACUCGCGCUAUACAUUGUCCUCCUGAUGGAAUCCAUCGGCGACAUCGCCGCCACCUGCGACGUCUCCCGCCUGGCCGUUGAAGGCGCCACCUUUGACUCUCGAAUCCAAGGCGGCGUUCUGGGCAACGGACUUACCUCGAUCAUUGCCGGACUCAUGACCAUCAGUCCCAUGUCUGUCUUUGCCCAGAACAACGGUGUUAUUGCCCUGACCAAAUGUGCCAACCGCACUGCCGGAUUCUGCUGCUGCUUCUUCCUCGUGAUCAUGGGAAUCUUUUCUAAAUUUGCCGCCGCAUUGGUGAGUAUCCCCAGUGCGGUCCUGGGCGGCAUGACCACGUUCCUCUUCAGCAGCGUGGCGGUCUCCGGCAUUCGAAUCAUUUCAACCAUUGAUUUCACCCGUCGGAAUCGAUUUAUUCUGACUGCGUCAUUCUCGUUGGGAAUGGGAAUCACCUUGGUGCCAAAUUGGUGGGGGUAUGUGUUUACGUAUGAGGGGGACAAUCACGCAUUGGCGGGAUUGCUGAACGCAGUGGAUCUGGUCAUGGAGAACGGGUUUGCCGUGUGUGCGAUAAUGGGGGUGAUUUUGAACUUGAUCAUUCCCGAGGAGGCGGAUGAAGCGCCGGCGGUGUUUCAUUCCGCAGACCCGGACGAAGUCGCACAGACUCCGACGGUCACCGAUCUGGGAGAAGAUGCUUCUGGAAAGAUGGAGCAUCCGAUGCCGAUGAUCAAGUAG